Molecule: messenger RNA, 867 nt
Organism: Chroicocephalus ridibundus (black-headed gull)
Lineage: Eukaryota; Metazoa; Chordata; Aves; Charadriiformes; Laridae
Product: serum amyloid P-component-like
Exons: 2
Coding region: 1-684 (227 amino acids)
Biological process (GO): innate immune response
Molecular function (GO): complement component C1q complex binding
Source: RefSeq, a predicted model, not a curated record
AUGGGCCAGCUGUGGCUCUGGCUUGCCAUCCUGGCCGGGCUCUCGGGGAUCGUGGCCCAGGAAGACCUGUACCGAAAGGUGUUCGUCUUCCGGAAUGACCCCAGCAACGCCUACGUGGUGCUGAGGGCCAAACCGGAGCAGCCGCUGCAGAACUUCACCCUGUGCCUGCGCUCCUACACCGACCUGACGCGGCCCCACGGCCUCUUCUCCUACGCCACCAAGGCGCAGGACAACGACAUCCUCCUCUUCAAGCCCAAGCCCGGCGAGUACCGCCUCUACGUGGGGGGAAAAUUCGUCGCCUUCCGCGUCCCCGAGGGCCGCGGGGACUGGGAGCACGUCUGCGCCAGUUGGGAAUCGGCCACCGGCGUCGCCGAGUUUUGGUUCAACGGGAAGCCCUGGCCCCGCAAGGGGCUGCAGAGGGGCUACGCGGUGGGGGCGGAGGCGGCCAUCCUGCUGGGGCAGGAGCAGGACGCCUUCGGGGGCGGCUUCGACGUCUACAACUCCUUCUCGGGCGAGCUGGCCGACGUCUACCUGUGGGACGUGGGGCUGUCCCCGGACAAGAUGAGAGCCGCCUACCAGUCCCUGCGCCUGCCGCCCGCCCUCCUGGCCUGGAGGAGCCUGAGCUACGAGGUGAAAGGCGACGUGGUGGUGAAACCCCGGCUCCGGGAGGUGCUGGGGCCAUGACAGCCGGCCGGCUCCAGGGCUGGGGUGGCCUCAGCCCCCGCUUUUCUUCCCCUCCCCGUCCCCGUCCCCCCUUCACCUCCGCAACCCGCCAAGGAGAAGGUGCCGCCUGCGCGUCCCAGCCCAGGCGCUGCGGUGGGGACGGGGCUCAGACGGAGCUGGGGAGGGCUGGGGGCACCACUCAGC